CUAUACACAGAUCGUCGCGCCGCCAACUGGGGAUCACGUAGGAGUACAUGUUACUUUUUUGUUUCUAUUUUGGCUUUUUAAGCAUCAAAUUAAAGUUUGGAAAUGAUGGGAAAUGAAUGAACACCAGAUGUUUAUUUUUUGCCGGGUGUUCCUGACGAAGAAAAGCACACUGAAGGGCGUUUACCGUGUUUAGACCAGUGUGUUUUUCCUAACAGGUAGUGAGCCUCAGCGGUCGGUCAGUGGAGCUCCGAACGGAGACUGAACAUCCCGCUUCGUAAUCUCUUGACAGCCUUUUGAACCCAUUUUUGGAUCGACCGAGGCUUCUAACAAACACCCUUCUCUUCCCAGAAUCAUGGACAAUGUGUUGGUUUUCUCAUUUCGGAGUAGUUUUCUGAAUUUGUAACAGAUUUCAGCCCCUGAUGGACAUGAAGAAGGAGGACGGUGUGGAUUAGGAUCUUUUUCCUUUUCCUUUUUUAUUUUUCUUCUUCUUUUUCUUGUGUUUCUUUGGCUUCAUCCUCCUCACCUCAAUGUGGUCUCUAAAGGACUUCUUCCUCUGCCGUUUUGAGAUGAAAUGAUGGCAGCACGUUGGAGUGAUUCACCACAGGACAAUGAAGAGAGUAAAAACACAGCCAUAACUCUGUCUUGCGAGGCCAAGCAGAAGGAUGGGCGCGAUCAGAGCGAGGCGUCGGCCGUGGCUUCUCCCGGGGCAGAGGACGAGGCUUUUUCAUGGCCGGGGCCCAAGACGCUUCAGCUGCGCAGAACCUCCCAGGGCUUCGGCUUCACACUGCGACACUUCAUUGUCUACCCGCCCGAGUCUGCCGUCCACAACUCUCUGAAGGAUGAAGACAAUGGUAGCCGAGGGAGACAGCGCAACCGUCUGGAGCCAAUGGACACCAUUUUCGUCAAGCAAGUGAAGGAGGGAGGCCCUGCCCAUGGAGCUGGACUCUGUACAGGGGACCGGAUAGUGAAGGUGAAUGGAGAGAGCAUCAUUGGGAAGACAUACUCGCAAGUCAUAGCCUUGAUCCAGAACAGUGAUGCCUCACUGGAACUCUGUGUGAUGCCAAAAGAUGAGGACAUUUUGCAGCUGUUUUCCAGGGAUAUCACUGCUCUGGCCUAUUCCCAAGAUGCAUACCUCAAAGGAAAUGAUGCUUACAGCGGAAAUGCCCAGAACAUCCCUGAGCCCCCUCCCAUAUGCUACCCUCGGAUAGAAGUUAAGGCUGUGGGCAUGGCUCAGACAUCAGAGCCUGCCACAGUCAGUAAGACCCCCCGAGGGCCGGCUCAGGAACCAGGAAGAAGAGGGGGGGCCACGGAAAAGAGCUAUCGCGUUGAAAUCCCUGUUCCGCCAUCUCCUCCACCCCAGCAAGCGUCAAAGUCUCUGACAGUGGUGUGUGUCUGUAAUGAGAAUGUGAGAACAGUGGCUAUGCCUCCUGAUCCAGUUGAUAGGGGGCCCUGGGUGGCUCGGGCCGGACCCAGCCACAGGACAGAGGAAAACCGAUACAGUCCUUCAGCAGAUUCUGGCUCCGCUAGACCAAGACCCCUUAUUCCCUCAGUACCUGGGGGUGCACAGUUGGAGUACCCCUCUUCCCGUCCCACAGAAAGUCCAGUCUACUCUCCUUCCUCAAGACCUGGUCCAAUCUAUCCUGACACGUUAUUGCCAUCUGCACGGGCCACCGCUGCCUCACCGGACACGUUCUCCACUGCCAUCUCACCCAGUGCCAACCACUACUCGCCCUCUCCGACAGCCCCCUCCACCUCUCCACACCAGAACAUUGACUGGAAAAACUACACCACCUAUAAGGACUACAUAGAUGCCAAGAGGCUACACACGUAUGGCUGCCGAACCAUCCAGGAGCGCUUGGACAGUUUGCGUGCGGCUGCAAAUUCCAGCUCCACUUACACCCAGCAACGUGCACCGGCUGCUCCUAGCACUAGUCAGAGAGGGACGCUGGGCUCCCAGGUCAGACAGAGAAGCACCUCCAAUGACCGUUGGGUGGAUGCAAGUAAGCAGGGCACUGCAGUGACUCCAAUACGUAGCUUCUCCCAGGAGAGGCUGGGAGGUGGAGCAGAGAGGACAAUACCAAUCAGGAAUUGGCCUCGGAGUGCUUCCGAGGAUGCUCUGCCUUUUUCCACCCCUACAGGAUUCCCCAAACCUCGGGCGCGGUCUUGUGACUACCUGGGGCAGCAGCCUGGAGAACCAGGUGGGUUGGCUGUCUUUGGAGAUAACGUGGUGCUGGAGGACAGGCUGCUGCUGUGUCGGGGAGAAGAAGCCAGAGCUAGCAGGCAGGGAACAAGCCUAAGAGCUUUACCUCAUCUGAACAGAAGUCUCUCUGGACAGGAGGAAGGAGGGCGAGAAAGUGGAUUAUCUAACUCUGCUCCUGUGUUUACUAAAGGUACCACGGAUUUUGAUCAAACAUCAAGGACAGACAGUAUCAUAAUGAGGCCAUCACGUCUGCCUGUAAAAAACUCCAUGUCAGACCCUUCACCUGCCUUAUGCUCUUCUAAAGCCAUUGACCCUCUUAAAGACCAAAGAGCUAACAUCGUGAGCAACCACCUGGGCUACCCCUCCCCUCUGCACCUGCAGCUCAGAGGCAGGGCUGACAGUCUGAAAAUUGAGAGCAGGUUUGAGGCUGGGUUGGCAGCCAGGUCCUCCUCUUGCUCUGGUACUUCCUCAAAACUGGCAAUGCAGAGACAACUUCAAAGUGUAGUUGUUGCUGCAUCUUCUUCUGGUCCCUCCACCACUAAUGGAGCUGUUACCCAAAAGCCAAAUAUCAGAGAAAUCUCCAGUUCCACCAGCGCCCUUGUACGUUCUAAUGGCGGCCUUGCAGAGGGCGUAGAAGGACUGGAUGCAACAGUCGUUGUCCGAAGAAGGGACAAAAACUCGGGACCUCCCCACAUUCGCCCUCCGUCCUAUGUACUAGCUGUUAAUGAGAACCAGGGAGGAGUGACUCACAAGUCACCACCAUUGGUGAAGGCAGGCUCCGCAGAUGGAGCUAUGUGCUGGACAUCUAAUGACAGCUUUAGGGAGAUGCAUCUAAGAAGGCUUGGAGACACACGACAAAAGUCUGGCUCUAACAACUUGGACGACUCCCUGGAUUCCAUCCCCUUCAUAGAUGAACCAUCCAGUCCCAGUACUGACCAGGACAGCGCACACAUUCCUGCCUGUGCUGUUAUAUCUGGAACGCCCCUCAUCUCAACCAUCCCACCAAGCCCCACCUCGCCGUCCCCUUUCCUUCGACGCCAGCUGUCCCAUGACCAAGAUUCUCUCCGUCUCACAAUUAUUGAGUCAGAUUCUGGUACUAAAACCGAGCGGUCCAAGUCAUAUGAUGAAGGCCUGGAUAACUACCGGGAAGAGAGCGGAGGGAGGUCCUUAAUACCUGGUCUAAAGAUUCUUAGGAAGGCGGUGGACAGGUCAUCUGAAGAUUCAGGGUCCAGAAGGGAUUCUUCAUCCGACGUCUUCUGUGACGCCACCAAGGAGGGUUUGCUGCAUUUCAAGCAGCUGAACACAGACAAGGGCAAGCGUGUCGGAGGAGGUAUGCGCCCGUGGAAACAGAUGUACGCCGUGUUGAGAGGCCACUACCUCUACCUGUAUAAGGACAAAAAGGAGGGGCAGGCUCAUGCCAACUACCAAGCAGUAGACGAGCCUCUGCCAAUCAGCAUCAAGGCCUGUCUGAUUGACAUCUCGUACAGCGACACAAAGCGCAAGAACGUGCUCCGGCUGACCACGUCGGACUGUGAGUACCUGUUCCAGGCUGAGGACAGAGAGGACAUGCUGGCCUGGAUCAGAGUCAUCCAGGAGAACAGCAACCUGGAUGAGGAGAACGCGGCCUUCACCAGCCAUGACCUUAUCAGCAGAAAGAUCAAAGAGUACAACACCUUGAUGAGCCCGACGGGAAGCAAGACGGAGCAUUCGCCCAAACCCUCACGCCAGUCGCUAAGCAUCAGACAGACAUUGCGGGGAGGUAAAGGAGAGACCAAAGCAACAAGUCCGCUCACACCUAAAGCAGAGCAGGAGAGGAAGAACAUGCACAAAGAUGACACCAGCCCUCCCAAAGACAAAGGGACAUGGAGGAAGGGUAUCCCGGGGCUGAUGAGGAAACCUUUUGAGAGGAAGCCAUCUCCUGGAGUCACGUUUGGUGUAAGGCUGGAUGACUGUCCUCCUGCACAGAACAACAAGUUUGUGCCUCUGAUUGUGGAGGUCUGUUGUAAGCUGGUGGAAGAGAGGGGGUUGGAGUACACAGGCAUCUACAGAGUCCCAGGAAACAACGCCGCGAUCUCCCACAUGCAGGAGGAGCUCAAUAACAAGGGCAUGAAUGAUAUCGAUAUCCAGGAUGAUAAAUGGAGGGACCUGAAUGUGAUCAGCAGUUUACUAAAGUCCUUCUUCCGUAAACUUCCAGAGCCGUUGUUCACCAAUGAUAGGUACGCAGAUUUUAUAGACGCCAAUAGAACAGAGGACCCCGUGGAGAGACUCAAAGCGCUCAAGAGGAUGCUUCAUGAGUUGCCAGAUCAUCAUUACGAGACCCUCAAGUUCCUCUCCGCUCAUCUGAAAACCGUUGCUGAAAACUCAGAGAAGAAUAAAAUGGAACCAAGGAACCUGGCCAUUGUUUUUGGUCCCACUCUUGUGCGCACCACCGAGGAUAACAUGACCCACAUGGUGACACACAUGCCAGACCAGUACAGGAUAGUGGAGGCCCUCAUUCAAAAUUAUGAUUGGUUUUUCACUGACGAUGGAAAUGGAGAUCCAGUGACUGCUUCCCGUGAGGAAAGUGCGGUGGAGUCUCAGCCCGUCCCAAACAUCGACCACCUGCUCACCAACAUCGGCCGUACGGGCACAUCCCAGGGUGAAGUAUCAGAUUCACCAACUAGUGACUCAGCUAAAUCAAAGGGUUCCUGGGGCUCAGGGAAGGACCAGUGCAGCCGAGAGCUCCUGGUCUCCUCCAUCUUUGCUGCAGCCAGCCGCAAAAGAAAGAAAUCAAAGGAGAAGCCGCAGCCUAGCAGCUCGGACGAUGAUCUGGAUGCUGUCUUCCCCAAGAACGAAAUCCCUGGCCAGAAGCCGAACCACCACGGCCUCCAGACUGAGGGCCAGAGCGAGACUCGCCCCAACGCGAAGCAACCAGUACGAGCAGAGGAGAGGAAAGAGAACGGGAGAACUGUGGAGCUCACACCUAAAGCCAAGAGAGAGCAUAGAAACUCUGUAUUCCUGAAGGAGAAGACUCCACCCAGACACCCAUCACCUUCCCCAUCCCCAAAUAUCUCAGGCUAUCAAACAGCUCCUCAGGGAAAAUCCUCCUUGUUGGAUCCCCCAUCUCAGCUUGAUGAGAUCACCUCAGACCUCGGGACCAUGAGCUCUGGAGCAUCUGUGCCUCGGUCAAGACCAAAAAAGUGGACUGGAGCGUCCCCUGAUCUUUCUGCUGGUGCAUGUGUAGGACUGGUGGCAGGUCCAGGGGCGUCCGCCGGUGCAGAGGUGAGCUCCAUCACCUCGGACUACUCCACCACUUCUUCCAUUACAUUCUUAACCGGAGCAGAAUCCAGCACGCUCAGUCCGGAGCUGCAGGGUGGGGAAGAGGCGGAUGACGAACGCAGUGAGCUCAUUAGCGAGGGACGGCCCAUGGAGACGGACAGUGAGAGCGACUUCCCGGUUUUCGCUCCGGGCGGUGGCAACAGCCAGUCUACACCCUGCCGAGAGCAGAGUCUGGAAAAGACUGAACCAAGAGGAGGUGGAGCAGCUGAAGGCAGCACCACACCAAAACUGGAAGCACGGCGCCUUUUCCCAUCACAUAGGAUGAUUGAGUGUGACACCCUCUCUAGACGGUGGUCGCUAAGACAGAAAACGGACAGUGAAUCAUCAGUGGAGGGCGUUGCUGGGAGUGGGGAGCGUAGCGAGGGUAGAGCCGAUUCUUCCACGCGGCUCUCUCGAGUCCUGGAGGUGAUGAAGAAAGGGCGGUCAACAAGCAGCCUCAGCUCGUCCUCGCGCAGCGAGUCAGAGCGUCCCGAACCAGCCUGGCACCUCAAGAUCACCGAGCGCCUCAAAUUCAGGCUACGCACGUCUGCUGACGACAUGUUCACGCAGAAGAGCCGGACUCCAGACGCUCGCGGGAAGAAGAAGAACAUCCGCCGCAGGCACACCAUGGCCGGGCAGAGAGACUUCGCAGAGCUGGCGGUGAUCAACGACUGGAGGGAGCAGGGCGGCGUGGCCCAGACCGCUGAACUGUCAGCUCUGGACCGCCUCAAGCCCAGAUGUUCCUCUCAGGACUUCUCCAUCCGGGACUGGAUCACUAGAGAGCGGUUUAGAGGCUCUGAUUCAAGCGUUGAGGCCGCACCCAAAGCCGUUCCCGAGGAUGAUCAUCCAGAAGCCCAGAACGUAGCUCCAGGAAGACCUCCUCCUUCUGCGUCUCCGGGUGCACAGCCGCUAGCAGGGGAGCAUGUUAACGGUAGCGGGCUGCAAGGCAAAAACAAAGGCAGCCUCGGGGCGGACGCUCACCCACACAAACUGUCUGGAGCGCAAGUUGUUCGCUCACGGUUCUACCAGUAUCUGUGAAACAGCAAGAGUGGUCUUGUCUAUUGUAUAAACAGAAUGAAUGCGUAAAUGUACGAAUGUGGGUAUUUUAGCUAAGGUUACUGCACAAUAUUUUUUCUACAAAUUAUCCUUAUGUAUCUACUGUACAUACUGUUAAUAGGCUUACGUGAUUGUUACUGGAAUAAUGCUGAAGAGAAGUUUAUGUGUGUAACUCCACUGACUUGUUGGCCAUACUGGAACAGACUUGGACAGAACUUGGACUUCCUCCUGCAAGAUCGAACCUAUCUAAUGCGAGAAUGUGACUUUGCUGUUAGUAUUUUGUCAAUGGGACAGAAAUGGAUUGUUAAACAGCACUAAUGAAAGUAAAAGGGUCAACUUGCUAUUACUGAAUGCAGGAGGAUGUUUAUUUUUUAUGGAAUCAUGGUUAAGUUCUUCCUAUUAUAAGCGGUAUGAAGAAUGUAUUACUUUUGUUUGGACUAACACUAGUUGCUUGUGACAAUAUUGUCAUUUUCAAAACAAUAUGUAUGUGUUUCUUUUUUGCCUGUACUUGAAGUACGUGGAUGUGUCUGAGGGCUGCUUUCUGAGCUGGGUGCUGUGGGAAGUUAGUUUUUUCACAGUACAGUCAUAACAGCCAGAUAUUAGCUUGAUGGACUGGAGGAUUAUUAUAGUUUAUCAAAUAAAGACUGAAAAACAGUAAUAAUAUGCUGAUACUAUAGUAUGUAAUGCUUGGUACAGUAGUUUGUUUCCUAAUUUUGUCCAGUUCUAGUCCAAAAAGUUUUCACACAUUGUUUUUUAUCUCAAAAAGAAAAAGUGCCUCUUUUUUCCUUUAAAAAAAAUAAAAUAAAAAAAUGUUUUUACCAACAGACUGACAAGACAAAACAUUCUGAGAAGAAAAUGAUCUCACAGACAUUCCAGAAAUCCGUUCUGUUGUUGGAUCUUUCCUGGUUUAGUUUAACUCACAUCAACAUCAGAACAUUCAAAUGUAUGUUAGUGUCUGUGUUUCAUUAUAGUUAUACUUCAUUUUUCCUCCCCUAUGUAUUCUCCAAGUGCAGUCAAAUGCAUGGGCGCUUAAACCUGGGAGAGAAACGAAAAAACAACACAGAUUAUGUUUUAAACUGCAUGAGACGAUGUUUUCUGAUCAGUGAACAUCUCGCCUGUGUACAGCAAAACAUGGGUUUCCAAUGCCCUCCCUCAACAAACACUGGAAAUAAAUCAUCUUUAUUAGA
This is a messenger RNA of Etheostoma cragini (Arkansas darter), 7740 nucleotides long. Its product is annotated as rho GTPase-activating protein 21. Gene Ontology annotation, biological process: signal transduction. NCBI's taxonomy places the organism in Eukaryota, Metazoa, Chordata, Actinopteri, Perciformes, Percidae. The record is from RefSeq and is a predicted model, not a curated record. The transcript is spliced from 26 exons. Gene Ontology annotation, molecular function: phospholipid binding; protein binding. The coding region runs from base 572 to 6535 and encodes 1987 amino acids.